UUUUUCCCCACAAUUAAUAAUCAUAACAAACUUCAUGAUAAUUCACUGACAUUUCAGGAUUUAUUUGUACAAUAGAACCGGGCAGGAAAUAAAUGACGUGGGAAAUAUCUAAACGACGUUAUGAAGUAAAGAAUGCGGGUUUGUAUCGAACGCAAACACCACUGCGCGCGUCGCCUUCAACCGAUAUCCGCAACGAAAGCGUAUCUGUUGUGACUGGCAGUUCCGCGCCGUUACUGCAGCCAAUAGCGCUUCAGCAUAUUGAGCCGAUUGUCCAAUCAGCGCCACCCUUUGAACACCCGUUUUCUUCCCCCUCUGGACCGGGUGAUAAACACUGUCACCAAAGGCGAUUGUAAACUUGUAGCAAAAGCGUUGUUUUAGUUGUUUCUGUUACGUUUUACAUUUUUUUUUUUUACCUCCGUCUUCUGCCUCACUAGUAGCUAGCAAUACGACGGUCUCUGUGGAAGUUUCUGGUGAAUGGGCUCGCACUGACUGGGCACCGCCGCGCCAGGUACCAGGAAGGAUGACUGGGAAGCACGGUGAGAGUGGCACUUCCACGAAGACCCACAAAACCAUUCACCUGUUCCGCAAGGGGCUGCGUCUCCAUGACAACCCCUCCUUGGUGUGGGCACUGGAGUCUUCAAGAGUAGUGUACCCCGUUUAUGUGCUAGAUCGCAUCUUCCUGGAGGGGGCUCUGCGCACAGGAGCCCUGCGCUGGCGCUUCCUUUUGCAGAGCUUGGAGGACCUGCACAUUCAGCUGGCUGUGCUUGGCUCGCGGCUGUACGUGGUGCAAGGCCGGUUCGAGGCCGUGCUUCGCCACCUGAUUGCCAAGUGGGGCAUCACUCAGCUCACCUUUGACGUGGAGGUGGAGCCCUUCUACGCUCGGCUGGAUGAGGACCUGGGGGCCAUGGGCAAGGAGCUUGGGCUGAGCAUACACACUUGUGUGGCUCAUACCCUGUACAACGUUAGUAGGAUAGUGGAAGUGAAUGGUGGACAUCCCCCACUGACCUACAAGAAGUUCCUCCAAGUCCUGUCCACCAUGGGGGAGCCUGACCGGCCGGCAAGGGAAAUCACAGCACAAGACUUCCUGAAUUGCCCAACACCUGUUGAUGCCAGUGAGGAGUUUCGGGUGCCAAGCCUAGAGGAUUUUGGAAUAGUAGUGGAGUCAGAGGUCCUGUGGCCAGGUGGUGAAAGUCAUGCCUUGAAGAGGCUUGAGAAGCACUUUGAGAGCCAGGGCUGGGUGGCCAACUUCUCUAAACCACGGACGAUACCAAACUCCCUUCUGCCGAGCACCACGGGCCUCAGUCCGUACCUCAGCCUGGGCUGCCUAUCUGUGCGAACCUUCUACCACAGACUGUCCAACAUCUAUGCACAAUCGAAGAACCACUCGCUGCCUCCAGUGUCACUUCAGGGUCAGGUGCUGUGGCGUGAGUUCUUCUGCACCGUAGCCUCUGCUACGCCCAACUUCACCUGCAUGGCGGGAAACCCCAUCUGCUUGCAGAUUGGUUGGUAUGAGGAUACGGAGGCCCUCAAAAAGUGGCGGACGGCACAGACAGGUUUCCCCUGGAUUGAUGCCAUCAUGACCCAGCUCCAGCAGGAGGGCUGGAUCCACCACCUGGCCCGGCAUGCUGUGGCCUGCUUCCUUACUCGAGGGGACUUAUGGAUCAGCUGGGAAGAGGGCAUGAAGGUGUUUGAAGAGUAUUUGCUGGAUGCUGACUACAGUGUCAACGCCGGCAACUGGAUGUGGCUGUCAGCCAGUGCCUUCUUUCACCAGUACACACGCAUCUUCUGCCCAGUGCGUUUUGGUCGCCGCACUGACCCUGAUGGCCAGUACAUUAGGAGAUACCUGAAGGUGCUCCAGAACUUCCCCUCCAGGUACAUCUAUGAGCCUUGGACUGCACCCCUGGAGGUGCAGGUAGAGGCUGGCUGUGUCAUUGGGAGGGACUACCCCUUGCCCAUGGUCAGCCACUCCGAGGUGAGCCAGAAGAACCUGGCGCUCAUGGCACAGGUGCGGCGCGAGCAGGCCAGCACCGCCCAGCUCACCCGAGAUGUGACAGAUGACCCUGUGGAAAUGGGGAUGAAACGGGAGCACGUGGAGGACCAGGGCUUCCGUGAUGGCAUAUCUGAACAACCUGAGAGGCCCUGCAAGCGGCUUAGCCCUGAGGGUGACUGCCCAGUCACACCCUGCAGCUGGAGCCACGAUGGUCUAUCCCUUCCCAAGCUCAGUGGGGAGGUCAUGUGACCUGCCUGCCUCUUCCGGUCUUCCACACCUGGGUUAUUACAAGAGAAUGCGAGCCUCAUCUGUUAGUGUGUCUACAACCUUUUUCCCCCUCCAGAAGGAAUUGUAAACCUGAAUUCUAGCUUCCAAACUGUGUACCAGCUGAAUGAAUGAGUAGCAGUCGGCUUUCAGACAGCCUGGUGCUUAACGGACUGUGAUAGCAAAUACCUCGUACCACCAUAUGCUUCCAAAUAUUCAGUGGUUGGCACUGGUCUCUUCUACUGACCGCUUCCAGCCUAGUUCUAUUCACAUUGCAAAUGGAGCAACAAGUUCAUAAAUGUGGCAGACAUCAUACACGGUCUCGGAUCGUAGUUUUCUAGGUCAGCACUAACAUUCAUCUGUUAACAGAGUGCAUUAAAACAGGGUAUAUUGAAGUUUUUUUUUUUUUUUUUAGUUUUAAUGGGAAGCUUUUGCAGCAACUUAAAGCUUCAUAUUUAAGUAAUAAUGGAGCAACAUGUAAUUAAGUGAUUCAGUAGGAAAUCUUAUCUGGUUCUAGAGCACCAUUUUUAGGUCAAAAUCUACACCCGCUUCUGUUGUGGGACCCACCCCAAAAGAUGUUUGGGUUGUAGAGUUUUCUCAACUGUUGUAGUCUAGUCAUUGGAGAUAUGAUGGAAAAAUAUAUGCAUUUCUGGGAGGGCCUCUUGUUUUUGGCCUGUAAUGGUUUUAUAGGAUCUGGUUUUAACUCUUUGAGACUACAGCUGGAGCAAUGGUUCACCUUGACUGGGGUUACAUUACACUAAUUCAUUUAGCUGAUACUUUUUUCCAAAUUGACUUACAGUGGUGAGCUGUCUACAAUUAU
Messenger RNA from Scleropages formosus (Asian bonytongue), 3074 nucleotides. RefSeq names its product cryptochrome circadian regulator 4 (gene cry4). The record is from RefSeq and is a predicted model, not a curated record. Gene Ontology annotation, cellular component: nucleus; cytoplasm. The transcript is spliced from 11 exons. NCBI's taxonomy places the organism in Eukaryota, Metazoa, Chordata, Actinopteri, Osteoglossiformes, Osteoglossidae. Gene Ontology annotation, biological process: entrainment of circadian clock by photoperiod; circadian regulation of gene expression; negative regulation of DNA-templated transcription. Gene Ontology annotation, molecular function: DNA binding; FAD binding. The coding region runs from base 521 to 2239 and encodes 572 amino acids.